Labeo rohita (rohu) is the source of this 2180-nucleotide messenger RNA. RefSeq names its product solute carrier family 25 member 27 (gene slc25a27). Gene Ontology annotation, biological process: response to cold. The transcript is spliced from 9 exons. The record is from RefSeq and is a predicted model, not a curated record. Bases 224 to 1171 code for a protein of 315 amino acids. Lineage: Eukaryota; Metazoa; Chordata; Actinopteri; Cypriniformes; Cyprinidae.
UCUUUUGUAGUCUACAACGUAUUACGUAAGGGGGUCGGUAACUACACCGACCAACCGGCAUGGCUUAAAAAAACGGCUUCGCCUCAUAUUAAAGGUCGUAGUCCUGUCUAGUACAGUGUAAACACAUAAAGAGCAUGCACUCCUGGCUCGUGGUUCUUUGGGAAAUCGUUGUACAAUUACUUUUAUAAAUAUUUUUUUCAGUGGGAAUCAGAGGAUACCUACAAUGUCUACUGUACAAGAAAAUUCGCGGUGGCCCCGAGUGUCAAAGUUCACUCUGUCAGCAUGUGCUGCAACUGUUGCAGAAUUAGUCACAUUCCCUCUGGACCUUACCAAAACCAGACUUCAGAUACAAGGUGAAGGCGGUUCGCGGCGGCAUGGUGGAAGUGUACAGCCUCCAAAAUACAGGGGCAUGCUAAGCACAGCUAUGGGUAUAGUGCGAGAAGAGGGGCCCCUGAAACUGUGGCAAGGGGUCACACCAGCUAUUUACAGACAUAUAGUGUAUUCAGGCGGCAGGAUGUUGGCUUAUGAACAGCUCAGGGAAUCUGUCUUGGGAAGAUCAGAAGAUGGCGUUUUUCCAGUAUGGAAAGCAGUGAUCGGCAGUAUGAUAUCAGGUGCCUUGGGCCAGUUCAUCGCUAGUCCAACAGAUCUAGUGAAGGUUCAGAUGCAAAUGGAGGGCAGGCGCCGUCUGGAAGGGAAGCCACCAAGAGUGCAUGGGGUUUACCACGCUUUUACAAAGAUCAUAGCAGAGGGAGGAAUACGAGGCCUUUGGGCUGGAUGGGUUCCCAAUGUUCAGAGAGCUGCACUGGUCAAUUUAGGAGAUCUCAUGACGUAUGAUACCGUGAAGCACUUUUUACUGAGAAACACCUCCAUACCGGACAACAGCAUUUGUCAUGGAUUGGCAAGCAUAUGCUCAGGAUUGGUCGCAGCUACUAUGGGAACACCAGCUGAUGUGGUGAAAACUAGAGUAAUGAACCAGCCACGGGAUUCAAAUGGGAGGGGUCUUCUUUACAAGUCGUCUACUGACUGUCUAGUUCAGUCGGUGAGAAAAGAAGGAUUUUUUUCCCUCUAUAAAGGAUUUCUACCAACUUGGUUUAGAAUGGCUCCCUGGUCUUUGACAUUCUGGCUUACAUUUGAGCAAAUGAGACGAGCAAUGGGCAUCAGCUCAUUUUGAUGAUGUUGGACCUAGAGUAUUUUUUGUACUUUGUCCCCAGAAAGUUUCUGAGAUGAACAUUCCAGACCUAAUUUUUAGGUGCGAAUUCAGUUGUAUGCAGGUACACACUGCAGGACACGAAUAUGAAGAUUUAAGUUUAGAUUGAUUGCUGUAUGUCUUGGAGAAAAUAAAACGGUGCUGCAAUCAUUCAAGCCUUUUUUAUAUAAGAAAAUGACAGUUGUUCUCUCUCUCGUUCUCUCUCUCCUUUUUUUAAUGCUUGUAAGAAAUAUUUUGCUGGAAAGCAGUUUUCUGAUUUUGCAGAAAAAACAUCUUAAACCAGCCUAAGUGAGUUUGCUGGUCUUAGCUUGUUUAAACUGGUCUCCCAUUUGGUUAUUUUAUAUUAUUAUAGUGUUUAUUCACUUUUUAAAUUACUUUAUAUUUUUAUAGUUUUCAUUUUAAUAUGAGUUAAAGUUGUAGUAAUUUUGUGUGUUUUUGUCAUUUUUCCAAUUUUGUAAUGUCUAUAUGUGACCAUGGACCACAAAACCAGUUAUAAGGGUCAAUUUUAUGAAAUUGAGAUUUAUACAUCAUCUGAAAGCUGAAUAAAUACGCUUUCCAUUAAUUUAUGGUUUGUUAAUAUAGGACAAUAAAUUAAAUUAAAAAUCUGGAAUCUGAGGGUGUAAAAAUACUGAGAUCAAAUACUGAGAAAAUCGCCUUUAAAGUCGUCCAAAUGAUGUUUUUAGCAAUGCGUAUUAAGUUUUGAUAUAUUUAAGGUAGGAAAUUUGCUAAAUAUCUUCAUGGAACAUGAUCUUAAUAUCCAAAUGAUUUUUGGCAUAAAAGAAAAAUCGAUAAUUUUGACCCUUACAGUGUAUUUUUGGCUAUUGCUACAAAUAUACCUGUGCUACUUAUGACUGCUUUUGUAGUCCAGGGUCACAUAUACAUGUUUAUUUUAGUACAUCAAGUUGAACUAAAUCAAAAUGUAAAAUAAGAGUGUACAUUUUUUAAAUGUUUAAGUAACAUAUCGUUGUACCUU